AGUGUCCAGAGACAACAAGAAAUAAACUGGCAAGAAUUCAUAUCACUGGGAUAUUUGAAAUGAUGAAUACAUUCAGAGUGAAUGUGACCCUGGAUCCUGAAAGUGCCUCUCCCCAUCUCAUCGUGUCUAAUGAUCUGAAGACAGUCAGGAAUGUAAGAUGCCUGCAGAAUGUACCUAUGACCCCAGACCGAUUUGAAGAUGAAAUCAUUUUGGGGGCUCAAGUUUUUACUUCUGGUGUUCACUACUGGGAAGUGGAUGUGGGAAACAGUAUGAAAUGGAAAGUUGGGGUGUGUAAGGAGUCAGUCAGCAGGAAUUCUAGUGUCCCAUUCUUUCCUGGAGAUGUAUUUCUGAUUACUUAUAUACAAAAUGAGGAUACUUGCACUGUGAUCAGCAGUUGCUCCCAUAUACCACCACUGGCAGUGAACCCUAUUCGCAUAGUUGGGAUUUUUCUAGAGUAUAAUCAAGGCAGGAUUUCAUUUUAUGAUGUCCUGAAGAAAUCCUUUUUAUUGAGUUUUCCAACUUUCCCCUUUUCUGAGCCCCUGAGACCAAUAUUCCAUUGUUCAUGAGCACAUAUUUAAUGGUUCUUCUAUGAUAAAUACUUUCUAAGAUUUACAGAUCAAUCAUGUUCAUAUUUUGUGGUGUAAAAGCAUUUUUUCCUUAGUGAUUAGAAGUCAUCCAACAUCCAUGGUUUGAAGUCGAAUUUAAUUGGAUCAAUGUAAA
This is a messenger RNA of Sarcophilus harrisii (Tasmanian devil), 720 nucleotides long. RefSeq names its product probable E3 ubiquitin-protein ligase TRIML1. Bases 60 to 566 code for a protein of 168 amino acids. NCBI's taxonomy places the organism in Eukaryota, Metazoa, Chordata, Mammalia, Dasyuromorphia, Dasyuridae. The record is from RefSeq and is a predicted model, not a curated record. The transcript is spliced from 2 exons. Gene Ontology annotation, molecular function: protein binding.